AUGAUGAUUUUUCAAAUUAACAUCAGAUUUCUCGGUCAUAAUAUCGAAAAAGGUAGAAUUAUUCCCAUUAAUAGAAGUAUUGAAUUUGCUUCUAAGUUCCCUGAUGUUAUCACUGAUAAGAUCCAGCUUCAACGAUUCCUAGGAAGCUUAAAUUAUAUCUCUCCUUUUAUAAAGGAUCUUGCGAAAGAUACUGCUCUUCUUUAUAAUAGAUUAAAGAAGAAUCCAACUGCUUGGACUGAUAAUCAUACUGAAUCAAUCAAGAGAAUAAAGCAGAAGGUUAAUAACCUUCCUUAUUUGACUCUCGCUGAUCCCACUUGGGCAAAGGUUGUGGAAACUGAUGCUUCUGAUAUUGGUUAUGGUGGGAUAUUAAAACAAUUCUCUCCAAUGGAUAAACAAGAAUAUCUUGUUCAGUUUUACUUGGGAAAUGGAAUGAUUCCGAGAAAAAUUAUGCAAUUGUAG
Molecule: messenger RNA, 459 nt
Organism: Nicotiana tabacum (common tobacco)
Lineage: Eukaryota; Viridiplantae; Streptophyta; Magnoliopsida; Solanales; Solanaceae
Source: RefSeq, a predicted model, not a curated record